UUCUCAUCCAGCAUGCUGGGUGGACGGCGGGUAAGGCUGAUCAUGAGCCGAUUAUCCUGACGCCCAUGAGAGCGGCCAUUCUCCCUCUAGAAGGCUUCACACAUCUCGCGGAAAAUAUUGGAACACAAGUUGAAGACUCUCUCAAGAUCCAAGCAGACAGGACAAACAAGCAAAGUGAUGAUUGAUAUCCCAGAGCAGCCAAAGAAAUGGCCUUACGGAGUAGUAUGGAGAAGGAGGGAAGGAGUCUUGGUGGGGGAAGAAGCACUGGACUGCUGUCACCUGCCUGUGCUGCCUCAGGUCUGCUAUUUUGCGUCUCCCGGGUCUGGUGGCUUCCUCUCCAAUCCACACCUCUCUCUCUCAUUCAUCGUUUUCAUCAAUUUACAACCCUCCUCUGGCACUUUUCCCUUCGUCUCUCUCAUCUCGCUGUGACCCCCACUUCGUUCCCAACAACAACUUCCGACCAACGGCAAGACACAUAUGUACAGUCGCACAAAAACUCUCUUGAAACCAAGGAUAUCCUGGUCCAAAGAACGCAUUUGAGCUCUCAUGUACUGACUAGCUUGGGCCGUUGAAUCUACAGUCCGUGUGAUCAAGCCAAGCACCCGAGUGGAGCACCAAAAACAAAUCACGAAACACCGCCAACUCACCAGAUAACCCGGGUCGGUAGCCCACCUUCCUCUGUGCCCUGUCGUCCAUCACGUCGAAUGUUGGUGGCAUUUCAACCAUCUCUCCUCUGUUCCAUAAUUUCUGUUGUUUUGAAGGUCCACUAUUUCCCGGAAGAUAUUGUGCCUGGGCCACUGUGACUCUGAGGGCUUGGUACGACAGAGUGUUGAUCCUCCACCACACACCGAUCCAACGUCAUCAGGGGAGACCGCAUAUCGGCAAACGUGCUGUGGUUAUUGCACAUAACAGACGACAGUCUAUGCACAGCACAUUUUGUUUAUCUUUUCAUCAUCAAUUAUGGGAAUAGUCAAAGAGCUUGUCGAACUUACCCACCAUACUGACCAUAUCAGUCUUGAAGCCUCUCCAGGGCCCGCCGACAGCAGAUUAAAUUCUGAAUUCUCACCUCCCGUAUCCACCCAUUUGGGUCGUAUCUAUAAAACCCUAAAAGAAUCACCGGAGUCCGAUUUCCUUCGGGAUGUGCAACACGAGUCCCAAGAUGUGAUUGCCACUCGCCAGGGGCCAGCAAACCCUCUCACCUCCUUGGAUACAUUUGCUGCGUACAUGUCCAGCCCAGCGUCGUCUGCAGUACGCCCCGCAACAAGACAGGAGCUUUCUUCGCCAAUUGCGGACUAUUUCAUCUCUUCGAGUCACAAUACCUACCUGACCGGCAACCAACUGUACAGUGACGCAGCUGCGAGCGCUUAUGCCAAUGCUCUUCUCACUGGUUGCCGAUGUGUUGAAAUUGACAUCUGGGACGGUGACCCAUCAGACAAUGACGAUGACACUAGCAGUAGCAGUAGCGACGACUCCAGCUCCGACGAAAAGAAGGUCGCUCGGCGUCAGAAGCAAGAAAAGCCAAAGAAGGAAAAGCUCUCCCGCAUGAAAUCCGUUUCGUCCAAACUGGGAGGCUUGUUGGGUCGCAGGUCGCCUCAUCAUGCUGAGUCUGCUCCCAAAGAAACUGGCGUGGCUGCUAGUACCGCAGUGCCGGUGCCGCCACGCCCAGAGCCCAAAGUGCUCCAUGGUCACACGCUGACCAAGGAUAUAACGUUUCGGGACGUAUGCCAUGUCAUUCGAGAUAACGCGUUCGUGACGAGUGACCUUCCGGUCAUUGUGAGUCUGGAAGUGCAUGCAUCACUCGAGCAACAGGUCACAAUGGUGGAGAUCAUGGAGGAGACGUGGAAGGGGAUGCUGGUCGAAGUCACACCCGAAAUCGCAGCCACCAACAGCCUUCCAGCGCCUGAGGCUCUGAAACGAAAGAUCCUGAUUAAGGUGAAGUAUGUGGCUCAAACGAGCCAAGGAGAGGCGGACGACGCGGAGGAUGAUCGCACGGACGAGCUCGAACCCUCGAGCCAACAACAACCCAGUCAGGGUGUAUCCAAUAGCUUAGCUACCACCGGCGAUCCCACCGCCCCACCGCCCAAAAAGCCCUCGAAGAUCCUACACGAUCUCAGUAAAUUGGCCGUUUUCACCAAAGGAUUUCAUUUCAGCCACUUUGCACAACCAGGUAAGUUUGAACGAAAGGAAAAGACUAGCUUCAUGGCUACCCGAUCACUUUCCCACAUCCCGGUUCGAAUUCAAUCCCCCACCCCCAAAGGAUCCGACUAUCCGCAUAUUAGCCCACAUAUUAGCCCAGUAUCGACCAAAGGCAGGGACAGAGCAAAAGUUAACUUUCCUUUCCCCGUCUGACAGAGGCCAAAGUCCCCGGACACGUGUUUUCCCUUUCAGAAAAUGCGGCUCGGGCAGCAUAUGCGAAGGAGCGGGACGCGCUCUUUGAGCACAACCGCCACCACUUCAUGCGGGUCUAUCCGUAUGGGCUGCGCGUAACGUCCUCCAAUUACGAUCCGACCUCCUUCUGGCGCUGUGGCGCCCAGAUAGUCGCGCUGAACUGGCAGUACCUAGACAAAGGAAUGAUGCUCAAUCACGCCAUGUUUGACGGUGAGCAGGGCUGGGUGCUCAAGCCUCAGGGUUAUCGCGGAUCCGACCCCCCUGGUGGAGGCAACAUCGUCCGUAGCCAUCUUGACCUGACAAUUGAGGUCCUCGCCGGCCAAGCAAUUCCGCUACCUCCCGGCGACACUAGGGAAAAGGGGUUCCAUCCUUACGUGAGCUGCUCGCUGCACGUCGAGACGCCGCCGGAGGAGGAGACCGAAUCAGCCAACGCAGACGAUAGCACCGAUUCCGAGGAGACUAGCUACAAGCGGACCAUUAAAAGCGACUCCGGAUCCAACCCGGACUUUGGCGGGCAGAAGCUUCAAUUCCCGAAACUGUCGGGAAUCAUCGAGGAGUUGACCUUUGU
Molecule: messenger RNA, 2956 nt
Organism: Aspergillus melleus
Lineage: Eukaryota; Fungi; Ascomycota; Eurotiomycetes; Eurotiales; Aspergillaceae
Product: putative phosphoinositide-specific phospholipase C
Exons: 2
Coding region: 961-2349 (462 amino acids)
Biological process (GO): phosphatidylinositol-mediated signaling; lipid metabolic process
Molecular function (GO): phosphatidylinositol-4,5-bisphosphate phospholipase C activity
Source: RefSeq, a predicted model, not a curated record